GGAAUUAUUCCUGAUCCGAAACCUGUAAGAACUCCUGAAGACAAGCUUGACAAAACUCGAUACUGUGCGUACCAUAACUCCCCGGGACAUAAUACCGAUGAGUGUCUCGGCCUUUUGUCGGCCCUUCUGCGUUUAAUUGGGCAACCACAACUUCAAAAGUUCAAAAAUUUUGAUAAUCGCCGUAAAGGAAGACCCGUUGAUGUUUCAGAUGAAGAAGAUGACGAUGAUCGGGCCCUCAAUCCAAAGAGAAUCCGUGCGAACGACAAGGAAGUUUUUACGUUUUCCACUUUUGUCGGCACUUCGACGUACAACAAUAAGAAACUCAGAACGCAUGAUGCAUCGAACUCUUCUCAUUACAUACCUCGAAUAAAUUCUAACACAAAACAGUUGGACACAUCCCGGCGAAAAGCUAAAGCCUAUGUUAGGGAAGCACAUAAUGCCGGAAAGCAAGUUAUGAACGUUGAUCUUCGAGAUACUAUUAAUAAGCGAAAUUGUCCCAUUAUAUUUAACAUCAAAGAUGCCAAUCUGUUCGCUCACCCUCACUCUGAUGCUCUCGUUAUCACUGCUCCAGUUGGAGGAAUUCCUAUUCACCAAAUCAUGGUUGAUACUAGAGCUUAUUCAAGUAUUUUGAUGUUUCGCACUUUCAAGAAAUUGGGUUUGGAUCCCGCUGAUAUCAGGCCUUGCAAUGACCAUAUUCAAGGCUUCAAUAGAAGCAUUUCUUGCCCUCUUGGUGAAAUUUUACUCCCCAUUCGAUUUGGUGGCUUCGGACCAAAAUCCAAGAUCAUUAUGGAAACUUUCAAAGUCUUGGAUAUUCACAAUGAGUACAAUGCUGUUGUAGGACGUACCGCUCUUUACAAACUCCAUGCUGCU
This is a messenger RNA of Striga hermonthica, 870 nucleotides long. NCBI's taxonomy places the organism in Eukaryota, Viridiplantae, Streptophyta, Magnoliopsida, Lamiales, Orobanchaceae. The record is from the annotation of a GenBank genome assembly.